AUUUUAUAUUUUCCAUGAUUUGACAUUUUAUCUUUAAAUUCUGCUUUUGUCACGCUUGUAGUGUAAUCACGCGAGAUUUUGUGAGAAGAUUCGCGAUUGUUGUGAUAUUGUCUUUUAUUAUUCCUGAUAAUCAUUUUACGGAUCCGGUUUACUAGGUCGAGCAAAGUGUCAAUUGAGCUAACUGGACGCGACUUUUUUUUUUUUUUAUGUUUGUUUGUUUAAACGUGACUAUUGUUAAUUAAAAGAGGAUCACCUUUGGUGACUCUAUGUGGACUAGCGCGUAGCAAUAGCUAAUGCUAGCUACCAAAACAACAGAAAGAAGGGACCGGGCUAAUAAAGCUAAUGUCUUGCACUUUGAACUCGCCAGAGAUGAAUUGCACUUUGGAGAAAGUCCUGGUUGAUGCCAAAUCGUUGGUGGAAAGACUCCGUAACCACGACAACGCAGCAGAGAUGUUAAUAGAGCAAACGACUUUCCUCAACAAGCGGGUGGAUGCUAUGAAACAAUACCAAUUGGAAAUUGACACACUGAACCAGGUUGCACGUCAUCGGCCUCGAUCUAGUCUGAUCCUUGGCAUCCAACAGGAAAAUCGUCAAAUAAGAGCCCUACAACUGGAAAACAAAGAGCUGCGUACGUCAUUGGAGGAACAUCAGUCGGCGCUGGGGCUCAUCAUGAACAAAUACAAGGAGCAGAUGUUCAGGCUACUCAUGGCCAGGAAGAGGGAUGACCCGAACAUUGUGACGCAGCUGAAAGAGCAGCACACAACGGAAAUCCAAGCACAUGCCGACAAGAUCAACGAAAUGGCCUCUGUCAUGAGGAAAGCGAUAGAAGUGGAUGAAGGGCGCUUAUAUGAAGAUGAGGAACGGAUUAAACGACUCGAGCUAGAGAACAAAGGACUACGAGAACUGCUGGGAAUCAGUCGCGAAGCAUUCCGGAUCUUGAAGGGGGAAGACACGUCGGAGAGCACGUCACUGUCACCGUCAUUGACAAACAGUGACGUCAGUUUGCAACAGAGUUAGACUGACGACUGGGUUGAUCAUCCACACUUCCGGUACAGUGUGAUGCACCAGUUUUCUCUCCAUGGAGCCAGUCCAACCUCAUUUUCCAAACUGCCAGUGAAUCUACUGUAUUAACCUCCUCCAGAGCUGCAUUUGAACAAUCACUUUUGUCAUUUUUGGGGUACUUCUUUUAGGUUUCAAUAACUUGAAAUUAUGUGUGAGAUUCAGCAAAAUGAGAGCAAGAAUAAAUCGAUGACUAUCACAGUAUUCUACUGUUGUCAUUGCUGUAUUGUUACACAGUUAUCAAAUUUUUUAAAAAGUAAAUAAAUUUACUCAUUGACGGCGAUGGAUGUCCAAUCCAUUUC
This is a messenger RNA of Corythoichthys intestinalis (scribbled pipefish), 1361 nucleotides long. RefSeq names its product FGFR1 oncogene partner 2 (gene fgfr1op2). The record is from RefSeq and is a predicted model, not a curated record. The coding region runs from base 343 to 1017 and encodes 224 amino acids. Gene Ontology annotation, biological process: response to wounding. NCBI's taxonomy places the organism in Eukaryota, Metazoa, Chordata, Actinopteri, Syngnathiformes, Syngnathidae. The transcript has 6 exons.